CAAGAAUUCGUGGCUUACGGAUAGGUUAGUUCAAAGUCAGCACAAAUGUCCUUGAACGCUGAGCGCAAACUUGGAUGCUGUUGGUCACUUUUAAUCACUGAACCUUUGGCUGUUCUUCCUCGCUAUGCCAUGUCAUACAAAGCAAGGAAGAGUAUAUUGCCGCUCCACAUAGAUACGGCCUCCUUUACGACUCCACUCCCUCAAAGAUCAUCAUUCUACCGCCGAAUCCCAAUCAAGCGUCAAGCCCCAUCAGUUAUCUUGAUCGUACUUCUCCUCCUGAGUCUUGCGUAUAAUGUAGCAAAAUCGCACCGAAGACAGCCAUCCUCAUGCAUAGCGUCCCAUAUUGACGAAUCGUUACCACCACCAUCUCACCUGGCCACGCACGCUAUUGUUAUACCUGGCCAUUCAAUAUUUACUGGUUCGAAUGCCGAAGAUCUAGAAAACGAGUCUUAUUGGGUUCUUGAGUCAUUCCAGCAAGGCCAAGUAACGACGUUCCUUAACCAUAUCGAAAAAGGAAUAGAAUUGGCAAGGAACGACCCAAAUGCGUUACUUAUAUUUUCAGGAGGGCAAACACGAGUCCAUGCUGGUCCUCGUUCCGAAGGGUCGUCCUACUGGCAAAUCGCACAGCUCUUGCUUGCUGGAGAUCCGGAUUACGAUACCAUCCUUAGUAGAUCUGUCACUGAAGAGUAUGCUCGCGACUCGUACGAAAAUCUGCUAUUCUCGCUAUGUCGCUUUGCGGAAAUGACGGAUCAGUAUCCUCUGCAAGUUACCGUAGUUGGUUUCGAAUUCAAACGAAAACGGUUCGAAGAACUACAUCGCAGCGCAUUACGCUACCCUCGAGCUCGAUUCGAAUAUAUAGGCAUUGAUCCCGAAAUUUCUGACAUGGAUACUAUAACCUAUGAAUCCGAGACAAACAACUCUUUCAAGCCUUUUGAGAACGAUUUCUAUGGUUGCAAAGGAUCGUUACUGCAAAAGAAGAUCGACCGCAACCCUUUUAGACGACGGCACAUGUAUAGAGACAGUUGCCCUGCCCUUUCACAACUUAUUAGUUACUGCCCCUCUACUAAUAGCGUAUUCGAUGGACCUUUGCCAUGGGAUAAUCCACAAAGCAAUCCACAAAGCAAACCUCUAUUAAAAAAAUAGAAUCGAAAAAAUAUUUUGUACAUAAAGGGAAAUUCCGAAAACGGUG
Radiomyces spectabilis is the source of this 1189-nucleotide messenger RNA. RefSeq lists its product as uncharacterized. NCBI's taxonomy places the organism in Eukaryota, Fungi, Mucoromycota, Mucoromycetes, Mucorales, Radiomycetaceae. The record is from RefSeq and is a predicted model, not a curated record. The transcript has 2 exons. Gene Ontology annotation, cellular component: cytoplasm. The coding region runs from base 46 to 1143 and encodes 365 amino acids.